AUGGCCCUCAGACUGUGGCCCUCAGACUGUGGCCCUCAGACUCUGGCCCUCAGACUCUGGCCCUCAGACUCUGGCCCUCAGACUGUGGCCCUCAGACUCUGCCCCUCAGACUGUGGCCCUCAGACUGUGGCCCUCAGACUGUGGCCCUCAGACUGUGGCCCUCAGACUCUGGCCCUCAGACUCUGCCCCUCAGACUGUGGCCCUCAGACUGUGGCCCUCAGACUGUGGCCCUCAGACUCUGCCCCUCAGACUGUGGCCCUCAGACUGUGGCCCUCAGACUCUGUCCCUUAG
This is a messenger RNA of Knipowitschia caucasica, 291 nucleotides long. The record is from the annotation of a GenBank genome assembly. Lineage: Eukaryota; Metazoa; Chordata; Actinopteri; Gobiiformes; Gobiidae.